This is a messenger RNA of Papaver somniferum (opium poppy), 3993 nucleotides long. RefSeq lists its product as uncharacterized. NCBI's taxonomy places the organism in Eukaryota, Viridiplantae, Streptophyta, Magnoliopsida, Ranunculales, Papaveraceae. The transcript has 5 exons. The coding region runs from base 188 to 1135 and encodes 315 amino acids. The record is from RefSeq and is a predicted model, not a curated record.
UUCUCCUGUUCUCUUCUUUCUCUCAUUCAUGUCUGAUGAAAAACAUUCUCAGACAAGUUUAAUACAAAAUCAUCUUCUCACGCACGUUUUUUUAGGGUUACAUAUUAUUAGUCAUCUUUUAAAUCAAGUAUCGAUCUGAAAAAUCAGACUCCUAAUCUCUGCUGAAGUUUCGGUUAAAGUGAUUCAGAUGUCACGUUGUGUGGAUCCUCCAAGUAAAGAAUGGUUGAAGGCACCUAAGGGUUCACCUCGGUUUAUUGAAGGUGUUAAGUCGUUCAUUCAAUUUACAGUUGAGAGUCUUGGCAAAGAUAUAAGUGAAUUUCAUUGUCCUUGUAUGAAAUGUCAGAAUUACAAUUGUUGUCCAAAAUCUCUUGAUGAAAUACAUGGGGAUAUUCUUCAGCAUGGGUUUGAUGUGACAUAUCGGUCGUGGAUCCAUCAUGGAGAGCAAUCUGGAGCGAAUGAUUCCAGCAUUAGAGCUCCUACGUUACCCACUGAUAAUAUUGUGAAUGAAGCUCCUGGUCCGAUCGACUUGUUGUUUGACACACUAGGCCGCGCUGAUCUUAUUAACAAUGAAGACUUCCUUGGUGAUUCUGAUCCGCAAGUUGGUACUGCUGCAACAGUUGAAGAUGGUUCUGGUGCUAAUGCUGAAGAUGGUGUUGGUGUCGAUUACAGUAAGAUGAUGAUGGAUGCCUUACAACCCCUGUAUCCAGAUUGUGGUGGUGAACAUAUAAAACUGUCGGCAGUAAUCGAGCUACUUAGUAUGAAAGCAAGGUAUCAAUGUUCUAAUGUUUUCUUUACUGAAUUAUUGAAAUUUAUGAAAACUAUUUUACCCGAAGGGAACACGUUACCAGAUUCUUGUCGUAAAGCUAAGGACAUGAUUAAGCCAUUUAACUUGCCGGUCGAGAUUAUCCAUGCUUGCUCUAAUGAUUGCAUACUUUAUCGGAAGGAGUAUGCUGAUUGUGAUGAGUGUCCUAAAUGUCACGCAAGUAGAUGGCAACUACCUCCUGAAGGGAGUAAUCCAAAUGCUAAAAAGGUGCCAGUGAAGAAACUAAGAUAUUUCCCAAUUACUGAAAGGCUGCAGCGUUGGUAUGGUACUCCGUGGAUAGCUGAACAGAUGUACUGGCAUUCAAAUGUUUAGAAAGUUCUACACACAUGCGACAUCCUGUGGAUUCUUCUUCUUGGAAAUCAAUAGAUAGGAAAUGGCCUGCGUUUGCUUCCGAGAAACGUAAUGUGCGUCUAGGACUAGUCACUGAUGGUUUUAAUCCAUUCGGAAUGAUGACUUCGCACAAUACUUGGCCUGUCAUGAUUAAUGCUUAUAACCUUCCACCAUCAAUAUGCACAGGGAAAGAUUUCACAAUGUUAGUAUUACUUAUUCCUGGUCCAAGUGCUCCCAACCACAACAUUGAUGUCUAUUUGCAGCCGUUGAUCGAGGAGUUGAUUGAGUUAUGGUUAAGCGGAAAGCUAACAUAUGAUGCUCAUACAAAGACUUGUUUCACAAUGAAAGCAAUUUUAAUGUGGUGCAUACACGACUAUCCGGCUUAUGCACACAUGUCUGGUUUGCGAACAUCUGGAAAAUUUGGUUGUCUGGCAUGAGGUGAAGAAACUGAGGCCUUUUGGCUGAAAUGGGGUAACAAGUUUGCUUACAUGGGUCAUAGAAUAUUUUUAAGAGAUCGUUCUCACCCUUAUAGACGUAACAAAGCUAGGUUCAAUGGAUCUGAGGAUAAUAGGGGUGCACCAAGUCGUUUGAGUGGCGUCCAAUUGUUCAAUAGGACAGCAACAACAAAUAAGGAAUUUGGGAAGCUGGUAAAGCGGUCAGUUGAAUCUCCUUAUUCGAAGAGAUCAAUCUUUUUCAGUCUGCCAUAUUGGAAGUUUCCGCAUAUUCUGCACAAUGUGGAUAUGAUGCAUGUAGAAAAGAACUGGGCAGAGAACUUGUUUGGAACUUUAAUGCGACACAAGGAUAAGUCUAAGGAUGGGGUUCCAGCGCGCAGAGAUCUAGAACUGCUGAAUUUAAAGCCUAACUUGUGGUUGCAGGAUAAUAAUGGAAAACAAGAAGUCUCCCAUGCUCCUUAUUGGUUGCCUAGCAAUGAAAGAGAACUAGUCUGUAAACUUUUAGCAAACUGAAGGUUCCUAUUGGUUAUAGCGGAAACUGGGAAAAAAAAGUGGAUUUGAAAGAGUUACAAUUUAAGUGUUUAAAAUCUCACGACUAUCACUGUCUUAUGCAGGGUUUGAUGCCAAUUUUUCUAAUGUACUGUUUGAAAGAGCGUAAGCCUUUGCGCGAGGCAAUAAGACAUUUGUCAUUGUUUUUUAAGGUUCUUUGUUCUAAGGUUAUUGAUCGUGAAGAGCUUCGUCUAAUGCAUGAACGUGUAGUGGAGUCUUUAUGUUUGUUUGAAAUGUACUUCCCGCCGGCUUUUUUUGUUUCUAUGACCCAUCUUGUCGCACAUUUGGCCGAAGAGGCACUAACAUUAGGACCAGUUCAAUUUAGCUGGAUGUACCCUUUUGAGAGGUUUACUCCUUUAACUACUGAUCCUUUUAAUUUAAUUCUUUUGAACUUAUGUACAUUAUAUAUCUGGUGUUACCUUUUGAACAAAAACUAUAUUGGAGGGUCUAUUACUGCACAGCAUGAUGUCGUUGAAGGAGCUCGCCAUUGGAUGGAGUUCAUUCCCGAGGGUAAGCUAAAGUCUUACAAGUGUCAUGGAAAGGUAGCAUUGCGCGGUGAGGUAUAUGAAGGUCCACACCCGCCUACUUCACGUGGAAAACCAUACCAGUUAACUGCCGUACAACAUGAGCAAGUUCAACUUUGGGUUUUGAGACAUUCAGAUGAAAAUAUUGAAUGGGAAGAGUAAGCAGAAUCCUAAGUUUUGUCUCUGAAUCAUUUCUUUACACUAUAUGAGGCUCUUGACCAUUAUAAUUAUGUAUAGUAUGAACUAAUAACCAUGUCACUAAUUAUUAAAUUUGUCGUUUCGCGGUAAAUACAAGAGGUACAUUGGAAGUCUAAACAGAAAAUCUAGGAGAAAGGCUAUGAAUUACAUUCCCUGGUUAAGAGAUUAACUUCUAGGCACACCCAUGACAGAGUUUCAUAGGCUCGUACUUGGUCCUUCCUUUAAGACAGUUUCCUAUCGGGCGUAUUCAGUAAAUGGUUAUCUGUUCUGUACGGAAGAAGCAGAGAAGUCUAUGACCACACAAAACAGUGGAGUGACAAUGGAUGCCUUCACCAGCUUUAGAGCAAGUGCUAGAGAUUCUAACUUAGUGGUUGAUGAUACUUCUUAUUUCGGCAUUUUGCAAAAGAUACUUGAACUCGAUUAUGAAGAUUUCACAGAAGUAGUUUUUUUAUGUAGUUGGGUUCGAGUGAAAGACAAAAAACAUGGAUCAUAUGUGGACGCAGAGACCAAUUUGAGGUUCGUCAACUUCGAAAGGUUUACGAGCCAGUCUAAAGAUGUCGACGAACCAUUCAUCCAUGCUUCUCAAGCUAGCCAAGUUUUUUAUUGCGGUGAUGAGAAUAGGAAGCAUUGGCAUCUUGUUUUAGAAUCUCCCAAAAGAUCAGGCUUAAAUGUGAAUGCUUAUGAAGAUCCUUAUGUGUUUACUGCACCUGCGAAUCAAGCUCCACUAAUUUCAACAUCUGUAGCUGACAACGAGUAUUGGAAUGGAGAUCAGGUAAUAAGUUUUGACUGAAUACUUGAAUUUUUCUUUUUUCUCUCUUUUUUUGUAUGUACACGGAGAGAUGAACACAUGGUCCUCUUCAUGUUAUCAUGAAACAAGCUAAAACCAAGGAUUGCAGCCUAUCAUUCAGGUAUACUAUUUGGAUCAGUUGGCAGAGCAGUUCAUCUUUUUGUUGGUUUUAGUAUAUUUUCAUUGUUUGUAGGUUGGUGUGAAUUCAGUAGUUGUGCAGAGCUUUUUGGGGUUUUGACCUAAGUGUCAGCUCAAUUCACAUGUGAAUUCAGUUAAUAUGGUACAACAAAUUUCAAAUUUGAAUUGAAGGUGAAUGUUUUGAUUUGUGUA